Molecule: messenger RNA, 1382 nt
Organism: Brassica rapa (field mustard)
Lineage: Eukaryota; Viridiplantae; Streptophyta; Magnoliopsida; Brassicales; Brassicaceae
Product: midasin
Source: RefSeq, a predicted model, not a curated record
UUUCAGAGAUCCUGAUCCAAACGGUCUCUCAGAUUGCCCAAGAAUGUGCAAAUGGAUGUACAAGAGGACUGGGACAACAGGAUUUGCAUUAGAAGAGAUUUAUAAGGCGCUUGGAAACACAAAGGUGAUUUCAAGUACGCUGAAACCACAGGGAGAUGAACUAGACCUCUUGUAUGAAAUCAUGGAUGAAGGGAGUGUGGAAGACGUGGAGCUGCAAGAUGAUUCAGAUAAGGCAGACAUAGCCGUUGACAGUUGGAACCGGAUCCUUAUAGAACCGGAAGGAACAAUAUUUUGGGAGGAUGUAUUCGAGAUGGAUGUGAGAACCCGGCCUACCACACAGCAACAAUCUGAGCCUCAUGGUAUAUUCGAAGGACAGGAGGAAGAAAGGGUAUGUGAGGAAUACGGGGCAGGGGGCGAGGCAGGCCGUGAGAGUGUAAAAGAGUUGGAAUUGAGAUUGAACAAGAGAAUGGAUGACGGAUUUGCAUUGAGGGACGAAACAAUUCGUCUCUUGGCAGCACGAGUAAAGGAGUUGGAACAAGACAAGAUUCAAAGAGAAAAUUGGUCAUUCCAAUUUGGUGAAUAUGAAACAUGUGAGGCUUCAGGAGGCAAAGGAAGAGAUAAUAUGAGCAAUGGCAAUGAGGAUGGUGAGUCAGUGGCUGAGAAGGAUGGUGAGAAACAGGUCGAAGAAGAGGCUGAGAAGAAUGGCACGAAAGAGGCUGAGAAGGAUGGUGCGAAAGAGGCUGAGACAACACCUGAAGAUGCUGAGGGUGAAGAAGAAGCUGAUAAGGAUGGUAAGAAUAGCGAGUCAGAUGCCAUCACUGCAGAUGUACACACUCCUCUUCCUACUGAGACAACAUCUGAAGGGUGAGGAAGAGGCUGCAAAAGAGGCUUAUGAGGUCGCUGGCAAUGAGGAUGAAGUAGGUCAGAAAGAGGGCGAGACAGAGGCAGACAAGGAGGGUGAAACUGAGGAAGGCAAGACAGAUGUGGAGGACUCGCCAUCUACUCUUCAAGUGAUGGAAUAAGCUGCGGAGAAACUCGAGAAAGAGGUUGAUGAUAAGGCUGCUGCAGAGAAGGCUGCUGAUGAGUUAGCUGCUGCUGAAAAGGCAGCUAGUGAUAAGGAAAAAGUUGGUGAUGAGGAGGAGACCAGGCCAAAGAGGACCCAUAAACCUUCUUGUCCGCUCAGGUCUCCGUAUCAGAAAAACUAAUAGCUAUUUGGAAUAGCUUUUCAGAACUAAAACUUAUGUUCCAACUAAAACUUAUGACUUAUGUUUCUUUUGAUGCUAAAACUUAUGACUUAUGUUUCUGUUGUGCUAAAACGUAUGACUUAUGUGGAUGUUGUGUUAAAACUUAUGACAUAUGUUUUUGUUCUUGUUUCUGUUGUA